Messenger RNA from Nycticebus coucang (slow loris), 3926 nucleotides. It is a transcript of the gene LCP1, whose product is annotated as lymphocyte cytosolic protein 1. The coding region runs from base 295 to 2178 and encodes 627 amino acids. Lineage: Eukaryota; Metazoa; Chordata; Mammalia; Primates; Lorisidae. Gene Ontology annotation, biological process: actin filament network formation; actin filament bundle assembly. The transcript is spliced from 18 exons. Gene Ontology annotation, cellular component: actin filament; actin filament bundle; cytoplasm. Gene Ontology annotation, molecular function: actin filament binding; calcium ion binding. The record is from RefSeq and is a predicted model, not a curated record.
CGCCCCCUCGCUCGGCUCUGCCCGGGCGUGGGCAGCUGGCGAGCUAGCGGGCGGUGGGGGCCGGAGGAGAAGCCGGCUCCACGUGCAGCUGCAGUCCCUGUGGUCUCAGAUGACCAGGCACCAAUAGGUACACAAUGCUGCUGCUUUCCUCCUCCCAGUCACUUCCUGCCUUGUGACCACACACCCGGGCUUGACAAAGCUGUUCUGCAGAUCAGAAAGAAGGGGGUUUCUGGUCACACACCAGCACUACCAGGACAGUUUUCUUACAAGAUCUGUUACGUAAAGCAGUAAAAGAUGGCCAGGGGAUCAGUGUCUGACGAGGAAAUGAUGGAGCUCAGGGAAGCUUUUGCCAAAAUUGAUACCGACGGCAAUGGAUACAUCAGCUGCAAUGAGUUGAAUGACUUGUUUAAGGCUGCUUGCCUGCCUUUGCCUGGGUACAGAAUAAGAGAAAUUACACAAAACCUGAUGGCUACAGGUGAUCUGGACCACGAUGGAAGGAUCAGCUUUGAUGAGUUUAUCAAGGUUUUUCAUGGCCUAAAAAGCACAGAUGUUGCCAAGACCUUUAGAAAAGCAAUCAAUAAGAAAGAAGGGAUUUGUGCAAUUGGUGGUACUUCAGAGCAGUCCAGUGUUGGCACCCAACACUCCUAUUCAGAGGAAGAAAAGUAUGCCUUUGUCAACUGGAUAAACAAAGCCUUGGAAAAUGAUCCGGAUUGUCGGCAUGUCAUCCCAAUGGAUCCAAACACAAACGAUCUCUUUAAUGCUGUUGGAGAUGGCAUUGUGCUUUGUAAAAUGAUCAACCUAUCUGUGCCAGACACGAUUGAUGAGAGAACUAUCAACAAGAAGAAACUCACCCCUUUCACCAUUCAGGAAAAUUUGAACUUGGCUCUGAACUCUGCUUCAGCCAUCGGGUGCCAUGUGGUUAACAUAGGAGCUGAGGAUCUAAAGGAGGGGAAGCCUUAUCUAGUCCUGGGACUGUUGUGGCAAGUCAUCAAGAUUGGGCUGUUCGCUGACAUUGAGCUCAGCAGAAAUGAAGCUCUGAUUGCUCUUUUGAGAGAAGGGGAGAGCCUGGAGGAUUUGAUGAAACUCUCCCCUGAAGACCUCCUGCUGAGGUGGGCUAAUUACCACCUGGAAAACGCAGGUUGCAACAAAAUUGGCAACUUCAGUACUGACAUCAAGGACUCAAAAGCGUAUUACCACCUGCUUGAGCAGGUGGCUCCAAAAGGGGAUGAAGAAGGUGUCCCUGCGGUUGUUAUUGACAUGUCAGGACUGAGGGAGAAAGAUGACAUCCAGAGAGCAGAAUGCAUGCUGCAGCAGGCAGAGAGGCUGGGCUGCCGGCAGUUUGUCACAGCCACAGAUGUCGUCCGAGGGAACCCCAAGUUGAACUUGGCUUUCAUUGCUAAUCUCUUUAACAGAUACCCUGCCCUGCACAAACCAGAGAACCAGGACAUUGAUUGGGGGGCUCUUGAAGGUGAGACACGAGAAGAGAGGACGUUUAGGAACUGGAUGAACUCCCUGGGUGUUAACCCUCGAGUCAAUCAUUUGUACAGUGAUCUAUCAGAUGCCCUGGUCAUCUUCCAGCUCUAUGAAAAGAUUAAAGUCCCUGUUGACUGGAACCGAGUAAACAAACCACCAUACCCCAAACUGGGGGGCAAUAUGAAGAAGCUUGAGAAUUGUAACUAUGCAGUGGAACUGGGGAAGAAUCAAGCUAAGUUUUCUCUGGUUGGCAUUGGUGGACAAGAUCUCAAUGAAGGAAACCACACUCUAACCUUGGCCUUGAUAUGGCAACUAAUGAGAAGGUACACACUGAAUAUCCUUGAAGAAAUUGGUGGUGGCCAGAAGGUUAAUGAUGACAUUAUUGUCAACUGGGUGAAUGAAACACUGAAGGAGGCAGAGAAAAGUUCAUCCAUCUCUAGUUUCAAGGACCCAAAGAUUAGCACAAGCCUGCCUGUUCUGGAUCUCAUUGAUGCCAUUCAACCAGGUUCCAUUAACUAUGACCUUCUGAAGACAGAAAACCUGGAUGAUGAAGAGAAACUCAACAAUGCAAAGUAUGCCAUCUCUAUGGCCCGAAAAAUUGGAGCAAGAGUGUAUGCCCUUCCAGAAGACCUGGUUGAAGUGAACCCCAAAAUGGUCAUGACGGUGUUUGCUUGCCUCAUGGGGAAAGGAAUGAAGAGGGUGUGAGCCCAUAGGCUGGGGCAGGAGGCAGCACGUUCACUCCUGACUGCCCAGCCCAGGACACUCUCAGGAAGCACCAGGACAAUUCAGUUAUUCCAGAGUCCAACUUGGUGACAUUUACAAGAUUCCAAAAAGUGCAUACUUGUAUGGCCUAUUAACAAAAAGUGCUUCAUUCUUUGCAGAAGGCCCAAUCUCCUAGAAAUACUUUUUUUUCUUUCUUUUUUGUUUUUAUUGUUGGGGAUUCAUUGAGGGUACAAGAAACCAGGUAACACUGAUUUCUUUUUUUUUUUAUUUUUGAUGUAUUUGCUUCUUGGAAAAUCUAGAGAUAAAAAGAUUUUCCAUGCAUCCUUUCUGCUUUUGCAAUAGUCAAAAAUAGAAGCUGCAGUGUUGUUAAUUUUCACAUAAUCUUUCAAACAGAUUUAAUGUGGCUGCCUUUUUCUUUGGUCGAGGUGAGGACCAGGAGGAGGAAUCUUCAAACCUGCCCUAGUACCUGUUACUGAAGAUUGACAUUUGACCUGUUACAAGCCUGUCUUCCUGUCCCCUUUCCUUAGUCUCUCUCCCUGUGACACUGUCCCCUCACCCUCUCAGAAACGUGCCUUCUCUGUGGCCCACCUCUUCAGGCCCGCCUUGUUUCCAGGCCACUGGAACACCUGACAAACCCUUGAGGCUAUUGAGGUCUCAAGAGUCUCUGGUAACCCAUAAAAGUGAGCCUUAUCAUCAGAGUCUUUCCUUAGAACUGGAGUCCCAAAUUUCAUUAAUCUUUGGCUUUUUAGCCAGCGAGAAUCUUUUUGUUUUUAACCCUAGAAUUUGUGCUCAGACCAGAUCUAACAUCUUGAACACUGUGUUCUCUGGUAGAUGCUUAACUCCUGGGGGAAGGUUGGCUCCAAGGAGGAUGUAAUGCAGCAUCUAACCACUAGGGAGCAGCAUGGAGCUGCAGCAAAGCAUCCUUUAGGGUGCUGCCUCUCCAUGUGCUUAGCUCUGCAGGUUAGAUCUAGUUAUUUUGAUAUGGCUAAAUAUCUGUUGACAUUUGCAAGCAACCCUGAUUUGCUUUCAUUUGCUUUUAGAUCUUACCAUAUCUGAUUGCUGUCAGGCCAUAUUAUCAAUGUUUACUUUUCUGGUACUAUAAAAGCUUUUUGCCUCCCCUAAGCCCCAGGGAGUAAUACGUGCCAAUGAAUAGCAACACCUCCGCCCUCCCCCCACCACAUAUAUCUCAUCAGAUGUCUAGAGUAGAAUGAGUCCAUGCUGGGUAAGAACUGGCCGAGUUGAUUUAUGAGGAGCUAAUUUACUGGACAUUUAAAAGAAUUACAAAACAAAACCAGACAAACGAGGAAUUUGAACAGCUUUGUAGAUUAAGCAGCUUCCACAGAAACCAAUCAAAGGCAAAAAGCAACAGAGCGUUGUGAACCAACACUAGCCUCCCUCUACCAUGCUGGAAGGGUUUAUCACUGUUAUCUUUUUUAGGGAUGGUAUGUAAUGGAACUUAGCCAUUUUUCAAAGCAGUUGAAAUGUAUCACCCUGGAUCUCUUCCUUGGCAAUGGGUUCAGGAAGCCAAUAUGUACUUCUCCCAGCCCAUAACCAGUAUUUUUGCUGCUUCUGAAUGCAAAGUGGUUGGCUUUGACUUUAGUCUGAAAUUAAUUUAGCCUCAGAUGAUUUUUCCCCCAUCUGCCUUCAGGAAGGAAGUAUGUUACUGCCUUAAUGAAAAAUGAGGAUAGAAUAUUAUACUCAAAAGCUUUCCAAAUAAAAUGUUCUAUGUA